CUCCACAGACUGAAUCCACGUCUCUGCUCCUGGAUCAGGUCUGCUCGUUCCCCGGAAGCAGCCUCCUGCAGGUGGGAGGGGAGAGGCGCGCGACCAGGUGAGCCUCCCUCUCUGCACCGUCACCGGGACAAAGGUGAACCAGGACCCGGAGGAGUCACACGUCCUGACUUUAAAAACUAAAGUCUUCAUCAUGGAUUUAACACAAGACUCGAUCCUGUCCGUGCUGAUCGCGGAGGGGGGCCGGGUGAAGAAGUCCGAUCUGGUGGGUCACUUCAGAGACUCGGUGAACUGCGCGGAUCAGACCGACAGGGAGCGGAACAGAGACCUCUUCAAGACUCUGGUGAACCAGGUCGCCUACGUCAAAGAGAUCGACGGGGUCCGGUACGUGGUGGUGAAGAAGACCUUUCAGCAUUUAUUAAAGAGAGAGACUCAGACUGAGGAAGACCCAGCUGACAGAGAGACUCAGACUGAGGAAGACCCAGCUGUGAGGACUGAGGAGAACCCAGCUGACAGAGAGACUCAGACUGAGGAAGACCCAGCUGUGAGGACUGAGGAGAACCCAGCUGACAGAGAGACUCAGACUGAGGAAGACCCAGCUGACAGCCAGCUGACAGGGGAGCAGCAGCGCCCAUCUGUGAGGACUGAGGACUCUGAGACACCAGAGAAUACUGAACCAGAUCAACAACAGGCAAGUCCACAUGAUGAAGACCCUGCAGAAGACUUGUCCCCCAUCCAGCUGGCUCUGCGGAGAUCCAUAAUAAAGGACAUUAAAGUGAAAAAGGUUCUGAGCUUUGAGACUCAGAGGCAUGAACCUGACUCCAGAAGAGAACCGACCAGAGUCCAGAACAAACCGUUCGCCUUGCCUCUAAGAGUGCCACCCAGUCCCGUCAGAGUGGAGGUCCACAAACUUAAGGGGGACCCUCCUGAGAGUCCUACACCUGAGUCCUGCAGGAACAAGAGGAGGCCUUCAGUGGAGUCGACCUGCAGCAGCAUCAGCUCCCCCCAGCUGAGGAGGGAGGUGAAGAGCAGCAAGGCGUCUGAGGACACCAGGGGGCCCUCUUUGGUUCCCCUGGAGCAGUCCGAGCAUGAAUGGCUGGUCCACUGCGCCGCCGGACACUGGAGCCAGGCGUACGGUCUGCUGCUGAGAGACCACCAGCUGGCAGAGAAGAGGGACUUCAUGUCCGGGUUCACGGCUCUGCACUGGGCGGCUAAAUGUGGGAACAGCAAAAUGCUCCUGAAGAUCGUGGACCUGUCCAGAGACGGGGGGGUCGACCUCGACAUCAAUGCAAAGACUCACGGCGGGUACACGCCUCUGCACAUCGCCGCCCUGCAUGACCAGGAGUACAUCCUCACCAUGCUGGUUGCAGAGUUAGGAGCAGACCCAAGUCUCAGGGACAACUGUGGGAAGAGGGCCUACCAUUACCUCCACAAAGGGAUCUCCAAGACCGUGAGAGAGAUGCUGGGAGAGCCAAAAGUCCAGGAGAAGGUCCAGGAGAAGGUCCAGGAGAAGGUCCCACUGGAGAAAGACGAGCUGGACCUGUUCCCAGAUCUCUCCAAAGGGUUUCAGUCCAUAAGCCGUCUCUUUCAGCCUCACAUGACGGGCCAGAAGAAGAAGCACAAGCAGAGGCCGGGGAUUUACUCCCUGAGCGAUGACCCCCCCAUCGAGGAGAGGGAGGACUGUGGGGGGUUCAGACACAGACUGGUGUCAGAUGCUUUCAUGUAGACUCUGAAAGUCUGUCUUACUGAAGGAGAAGAGACAUGAUGGACACAGACUCAGAGACAGGAUCCUCUCCUGGUCUGAUGUGAAUUCUGUCUGAGACUGUUUGAGUCACCUUCAGUCUGAGACCUUUAUUUAUUGUGUCUUCAGGGACGAGUGUCAACAAGAAGAAUGAGUCAGAGAAUAUUCCACUGGGUCCUGUGGGUGGUUCUGUGAUCACUCAUCAUCUGUGGGAUCCUGAACGCAUCAUCUCUUCAGUCUGAGAGCGUCUCAGGGAUUCAACAUGUUCAAGAAGGAAUGGAGGAUAUGAUAUUUAUGUUUCAUUAAUAACUGUUUUAAAGGUGUAAUUAAGAGUGUGUGUGUUUGAGUCUAACAUUUCAGAUUAAGAUGUAUCUGACACAUAAUGUUUAAAGUCUGUAAGAGACUCAGAUUUAAAGAUUGAAUGAACUUGAUAUCAGGAAUAAAUCUGUCUGAGAUA
Molecule: messenger RNA, 2195 nt
Organism: Notolabrus celidotus (New Zealand spotty)
Lineage: Eukaryota; Metazoa; Chordata; Actinopteri; Labriformes; Labridae
Product: ankyrin repeat domain-containing protein SOWAHA-like
Exons: 1
Coding region: 191-1723 (510 amino acids)
Molecular function (GO): protein binding
Source: RefSeq, a predicted model, not a curated record